Molecule: messenger RNA, 1959 nt
Organism: Ostrea edulis (European flat oyster)
Lineage: Eukaryota; Metazoa; Mollusca; Bivalvia; Ostreida; Ostreidae
Product: pre-mRNA-splicing factor 38B-like
Exons: 7
Coding region: 122-1363 (413 amino acids)
Cellular component (GO): precatalytic spliceosome
Source: RefSeq, a predicted model, not a curated record
AGGAGUUCUCGUUCUUGAUUGUGAAUAAGUUUACUUCCGGUGUAAUACGGUGCUUCGUCGUUUUUGAAAAGGAGCACACACUGGUAGACAUAGAGUGGCGUUUCAGGAAACAGGUGAAGUCAUGGCACCGAACAACCCCCUCUCCACGUGGGGGAAUGAGAAAACAAUGAACCUGAAUCCUCUGAUUCUUACAAACAUUCAGUCAUCACCGUAUUUCAAAGUCAAUUUGUACGAGUUGAAAACCUACCAUGAGGUCAUUGAUGAAAUUUACUACAAGGUUGAUCAUUUAGAGCCAUGGGAAAAGGGUAGUAGAAAAACCGCAGGACAGACAGGGAUGUGUGGUGGGGUGAGAGGAGUGGGUGCAGGUGGGAUAGUAUCUAGUGCAUACUGUCUCCUCUACAAACUAUACACACUGAAACUCACACGGAAACAGUUGAUGGGACUAAUUACACACAAAGACUCGCCGUACAUCAGAGGCCUGGGAUUCAUGUACAUCAGAUACUGCCAGGACCCUAAAGAUAUGUGGGACUGGUACGAGCCUUACCUGGAUGAUGAGGAGGAAAUCGAUGUUAAGGCAGGAGGUGGUCACAAAAUGACCAUGGGAGAGAUGGUUCGUCAAUGGAUGGUCAAACUGGAAUGGUACUGCACCCUGUUUCCCAGAAUUCCAGUUCCCAUCCAGAAGGACCUCAUGCAGAAGCUGAAGGAGAGACCUCCUCAGGCUCCAGCGUAUGAAGAGGAGGAACCUCAGGAACAGGAGGAGGUGCAGGAGGAGCCCAGACGGCCCAGGCAUAUUCCAGAUGCGGAGGUGUCUUUUGGCGAGGCAGAGAGAAGUGCUCAACAUAGAAAUAGAUCUCCUAAUUACAGACGUUCUCCAAGACGAUCUCCGCCCAGGAAAAGGUCAAGGUCACCAAGAAGACGUCGGUCAAGGUCACCUAGGAGAUCACCAUACAGGAGAAGAAGUCCACUGCGAUAUUCACCAUCAAGGCGACGAUCUCGUUCACCUAGGAGUGAUUUUGCCCGGGAGCUAGAGAGAGAGCGUCGUAGGCAGGAGAGAGACAAAAGAAUUGAUAGAUCAAAGAGUAGAGAAAAACACCCUGACAAAAGGUCAAGGAGCAAAGAUAGGCCCAGACACCGGUCAAAAUCCAGAAGCAAAGAAAGGUCAGUACAGUCGGGGUCAAAGCCACACCGUCGGUCAAGGUCAGGAUCUAGAGAGCCCAAAAGGAAGAAAGAAAAGAAGCACAAACAUAGAUCAAAGUCCAAGGAACGAAAUUCAAAGCAUAAAUCACACUCCAAGCAUCACAGGGAAUCUGAUCACCACGCCUCACCAGCAAGAGAGGAAGGCGGUGCUCGGAAUGCAUCCUGAUCCGAAGUAGCCAUAUAGCCAUACUGAAUGCCUUAGACUUGUUUUAUGUGGUCAUCUGUACAUCAGUUUCAGAGAACUAAGGGAACAAAAGUUUUGAUUCAUACUGAAUUUUGAAAAAUAUUUGUACUCAAACGUUUACAGAUAUUGACAGUUGAUAUCAUUUAUAUUCAAACAUAUCGGAGGUUGAAAUCAUUUUCAGAUCAUUUUCAGUCUCUCUUUGAUGAGGCAAUCAUAUUUGAUGAUGACCCCCUUGCUGUAUUUUAUAUGGACCAGAGAGUAGUGACAACAUCCAUUUAUAAAGCAGUUUUAUCCUUUUCAGUUUAUACAUUCAUCACUAUUUCUACAUGUCUCACUUAAGAUAUCUUCAUUACAAUGCAAUAAUGUUGGAUAUUAGUUAUUCAUGCUUCAUUAUUUUAAUCUCCAUAGAUCAUUCUUGAGUUUGUGGAAUCGUUGUUGGACUAUUAAGGCUAUUUUAAGCAGUGUCCUAGAAUUCAUGUUUACAGAUACAAGUAUAUAACAGACAUAUAUAUGAUCGUGAAUCACUUUAGAUUUUAGUCAGCAUAUGUAUGUUUCUUAAUAAAAGUCUUCAGCCAAAA